AUGGCCGAAGUAUUGAAUCGUUUGAAUACGGACGGUUUUAAUAAAUCUCCUGAAUCAAAAUCCCCACUGAAUACAUAUGGACAGCAGGCCAAGUCUAGUCCAUUGAAAAGGGAAGAAAUUCUAUCUGUUCUGCAAAAUCUAGAACUCGAUGGACCGAUUAUUGAUUAUAUGGUAGCUCAUGGUGUAAUUUCCUCUGUGUCCGCUUCUGAAUUAAUGCAGUCAAAAUGCAAGCACAAUCAAAAGGUUGAGAAAUUAUUAGACUUAUUAGAUUCCGAGUGUGACUCUCCCCCACGUUACAGCAAAAAUGCGAAACUCGCACUUUUAACUAAUGCGCUGAGGAGUACUGGCCAACACGCACUUGCUAGUCAACUAGAUCGUGGUAGAAAAAUUAAGCCUUCUCCCAUCGUUUCGGCUAAAUUCAAUGAUACUGGAUAUGGUUCUGAUAUCGAUUCCAUUGAAAUGUCAGGUGUUAGUCUUGACCAUGAGGAUUAUAUGGAGGAGGACCAUCUACUCUGUGAUAAACUUGGACCAAUGUAG
Molecule: messenger RNA, 537 nt
Organism: Rodentolepis nana
Lineage: Eukaryota; Metazoa; Platyhelminthes; Cestoda; Cyclophyllidea; Hymenolepididae
Source: the annotation of a GenBank genome assembly